Messenger RNA from Penicillium maclennaniae, 294 nucleotides. RefSeq names its product Glucose-methanol-choline oxidoreductase. The transcript has 2 exons. The record is from RefSeq and is a predicted model, not a curated record. Gene Ontology annotation, molecular function: oxidoreductase activity, acting on CH-OH group of donors; flavin adenine dinucleotide binding. The coding region runs from base 1 to 294 and encodes 97 amino acids. Lineage: Eukaryota; Fungi; Ascomycota; Eurotiomycetes; Eurotiales; Aspergillaceae.
AUGACUCGCUCCAUCCAGGACUUCGCCAAAUUGGCAUUUGAUUGUAUCGUCGUGGGCGGUGGCACCGCUAGUUUGGCUGUAGCGGCACGUCUAAGCGAAGAUCCCAAGAUCAACGUGGGGGUUAUUGAGGUGGGACCAUCCGCUCUGAACAAUCGAACUCACUACCAGAAGGCAAUCGGUACCUCCACUAUGGGUGCCAAAGAAGGAAUCAAAGAUGGAGUUGUUGUUGAGCGACUCCGCGUUUACGGCAUCCAUGGCCUCCGAGUCAUCGACGCAAGCAUCAUGGCUUUAUAG